AUGAAAGCUCAAUUUAAUGCUAAACAAGACACUCAAGUUAAUGCUAAACAAGAUAAAAUUUACAAAAGAAAUAGACAAAAUAUGCAAAAACAUGCAGCUGCAGAUGCUAUAGCAAAUACAAAAAAUUUUAAGCAAAUUAUUAGCAUUGAUGAACAAACAGCUUCAAUAGAUCCAAAAGAGGUUGCAAUAUACAUUUUAGAUAAUAUUCUUGCAAUUAUAAACUUCAAGUUCAAUUAUAAAGACAAACUUCUAAUGAAAUCAGAACAUAUAUCAAAAUUUAGAUACUACUGUGCACAAUUACUUGAUAGACAAAAAAAACUAAAAAAGCAUAAAGAUUUUACCAAACAUAGAGAUCAUUUGCCAAUGCAAAGGUUUUAUUAUAAAGGCUGGCUAAUGUUUACUAUAGACACAGAAAAAAACCAAAUUGAAGUUGAAUUAGUUCACAAAUAUCAUGCUGAAUAUGCUAAUCCAGUUGAGGAUGAUGAACUUGAAAAAGAAAAUAAGGUAGUAAAUAAGGAUAAACUUGAUAUACAAGAAAUUAAUGAAGAAUUUGCAAAAGCAUUACAAGAAUAUAAAGAAGGUGAGAAUGAUAUAAAUGAUAAUAUAAUUGUUGAAGAAUCUAAUGAGACAUGA
Cetraspora pellucida is the source of this 633-nucleotide messenger RNA. Lineage: Eukaryota; Fungi; Glomeromycota; Glomeromycetes; Diversisporales; Gigasporaceae. The record is from the annotation of a GenBank genome assembly.